Molecule: messenger RNA, 537 nt
Organism: Lactuca virosa
Lineage: Eukaryota; Viridiplantae; Streptophyta; Magnoliopsida; Asterales; Asteraceae
Source: the annotation of a GenBank genome assembly
AUGAAAAUCGGAGGAGGUGGUGAAGGAUGGUGGUUGGAGGAGGCGAUGAAUAACAUUAACGAGGAGAUCUUGUUCCUGAUUGUAUCCCAGUCUCGGAAUUUACAACAAUUAAGGCAAGAUAUUUGGGGGUUUCUUUCAAGAAUAAAGUUCAAUGUACAGCAACUAAAGUUUACUUGGUCUCAAAUUCUUCUUGCCCAGGUUCCAAUGGCUCCAAAACAGCCAAACACAGGACUCUUUGUGGGUCUAAACAAAGGGCAUGUUGUCACCAAGAAGGAAUUAGCACCCCGUCCUUCCAACAGAAAAGGGAAAACAAGCAAGAGAUCACACUUUGUGAGAAACCUUAUCAGAGAGGUUGCUGGAUUUGCUCCUUAUGAGAAGAGAAUCACUGAGCUUCUCAAGGUUGGAAAGGACAAACGUGCCCUCAAAGUGGCAAAGAGGAAGUUGGGGACUCACAAGAGAGAAAAGAAGAAGCGUGAGGAGAUGUCUAGUGUUCUUCGCAAGAUGAGGUCUGGUGGAGACGCUGAGAAGAAAAAGUGA